AUGCCCGCCAAAUCUUCCAAUGCGCCGGCGAAAUCGCGCGGCCCUUCAGGUCUUCUACGAGCCUACCUAUUCUUCUACAACGCCCUCAACCUGGUAACAUGGGGCUCAUGCGUCCUAUACACGGCUUCCCUCAUUCCUGAGGCCCUCGGCUCUAAUACCCUCCACGCCAUAUUCCCGCAAACAUUCAACCCCCACCUCCUCGCGACACAGUCGCUCGCUACCCUCGAAAUCCUGCACAGUCUGCUGAGACUUGUGCGCGCCCCGUUCUUCACCACCGCCAUGCAGGUCGCUAGUCGUCUUCUGCUCGUUUGGGGUAUUAUGGUUCCUUUCGGUGGUGAGAUCGUCGGUGCGAAGGGUACACAGCUCGGUGACUACGCUUACCUCGGCUGUGUGGCUGCUUGGGGUAUUACGGAGAUUAUUCGUUAUGGCUUCUUUGCGAUUACACUCUCUGGAAAUGAGGUCCCUAAGUGGUGGACUUGGUUGAGAUAUAACACCUUUUAUAUCCUCUACCCCAUUGGUAUCUCUAGCGAGUGUGCUCUUGUUUACCUUUCCUUGGGACCGGCUGGUGUGAUUAGUCCCUUGUUGUUCUGGGGUCUCGUUGCGGUCUUGGCUAUUUAUGUGCCUGGUUCCUACAUCCUUUACACCCAUAUGAUUGCCCAGCGUCGCAAGGUUCUGCGUGGUAAGCAGCGUGCUGAGUAG
Penicillium malachiteum is the source of this 699-nucleotide messenger RNA. RefSeq names its product protein tyrosine phosphatase-like domain-containing protein. The record is from RefSeq and is a predicted model, not a curated record. The transcript is spliced from 2 exons. Bases 1 to 699 code for a protein of 232 amino acids. Gene Ontology annotation, cellular component: endoplasmic reticulum membrane. NCBI's taxonomy places the organism in Eukaryota, Fungi, Ascomycota, Eurotiomycetes, Eurotiales, Aspergillaceae. Gene Ontology annotation, molecular function: 3-hydroxyacyl-CoA dehydratase activity. Gene Ontology annotation, biological process: fatty acid elongation; sphingolipid biosynthetic process; very long-chain fatty acid biosynthetic process.